Molecule: messenger RNA, 1964 nt
Organism: Peromyscus eremicus (cactus mouse)
Lineage: Eukaryota; Metazoa; Chordata; Mammalia; Rodentia; Cricetidae
Gene: Fuca1
Product: alpha-L-fucosidase 1
Exons: 8
Coding region: 37-1425 (462 amino acids)
Biological process (GO): glycoside catabolic process; fucose metabolic process
Cellular component (GO): lysosome
Molecular function (GO): alpha-L-fucosidase activity
Source: RefSeq, a predicted model, not a curated record
CGCGUUAAGAGGGACGGUGCGGGCACGGAAGCAGGGAUGUGGGGGCUGAAAAGUGAAGGGCGGGCGGUGGGUAUCACGCUGCUGCUGCUGCUGCUGCUGGCUCCUGCGGCCCAGGCAGUGGCCCAGCGCCGCUACGCCGCGAACUGGCAGAGCCUGGACUCUCGGCCACUGCCCAGAUGGUUUGACGAGGCCAAGUUCGGGGUGUUUGUGCACUGGGGGGUGUUUUCGGUGCCCGCCUGGGGCAGCGAGUGGUUCUGGUGGCACUGGCAGGGCGAACGGAAUCCAGCCUAUGAGCGCUUUAUGAGAAAAAACUACCCGCCCGGCUUCAGCUACGCCGACUUCGGACCGCAGUUCACGGCGCGCUUCUUCCACCCGGACCAGUGGGCCGAACUCUUCCAGGCUGCCGGGGCCAAGUAUGUGGUCCUGACCACAAAGCAUCAUGAAGGCUUCACAAACUGGCCAAGUCCUGUGUCUUGGAACUGGAACUCAAAGGACGUGGGGCCCCAUCGUGAUUUGGUUGGUGAGCUGGGAGCUGCUGUUCGGAAGAGGAACUUACGCUAUGGCCUCUACCACUCACUCUUGGAAUGGUUCCAUCCACUCUACCUGCUUGAUAAGAAGAACGGAUUCAAAACUCAGCAUUUUGUCCGUGCGAAAACAAUGCCAGAGCUGUAUGACCUUGUUAACAGCUACAAACCCGACCUGAUCUGGUCUGAUGGGGAGUGGGAGUGUCCUGAUACUUACUGGAACUCCACAGCUUUCCUUGCCUGGCUCUAUAAUGAUAGCCCUGUCAAGGAUCAGGUGGUAGUGAAUGACCGGUGGGGUCAGAACUGCUCCUGUCAUCACGGAGGAUACUACAACUGUCAAGAUAAAUACACGCCACACAGCUUGCCAAGCCACAAGUGGGAGAUGUGCACCAGCGUGGACAAGUCGUCCUGGGGCUAUCGGCGUGACAUGACCUUGUCUACCGUUGCCAAUGAAAAUGAAAUCAUUGAGGAAUUGGUUCAGACAGUAAGUCUGGGAGGCAACUAUCUUCUCAACAUUGGACCAACUAAGGAUGGACUGAUCGUUCCCAUCUUCCAAGAAAGACUUCUUGCUGUGGGCAAGUGGCUGCAGAUCAACGGGGAGGCCAUCUAUGCCUCCAAACCCUGGAGAGUGCAGUCCGAAAAGAACGUGACAAUUGUGUGGUACACUGCUAAAGACUCAGCAGUUUAUGCUACUUUUCUGCACUGGCCAGAAAAUGGAAUCAUAAACCUAAAAUCCCCCCAAACGACCUCGACCACAAAGAUAACGAUGCUAGGACUGGAGGGAGAUUUGACCUGGACCCAGGAUCCCCAGGAGGGGGUCCUCAUCUCUCUGCCCUCGUUGCCACCCAGCGCUCUUUCCGUGCAGUAUGCCUGGACUCUAAAGCUGACAAAAGUGAAGUGAUUGUUGUUCGAGAGCAGAUGGCCCUGUGCGCGGCUUUGCCUUUCUCUUACAGGACCGUCAGUGCAAUAAAGUAGCUUCCCUUCCCCACCCAGUGACGGCUUCCCCAGCCUAUUUUAAUCAGUGGGACCCUAGUACACUGAGUCGCCGAAUGAAUCGAUUGAAGACGGGAGAUCCAUUGCUGGCGUCUCUCUGGUGAGCAGAAAGGCCUGGACAGCUCAGCUGAGCUCACCUGUUCCAUCACUAGAGUGAAAUCUCCCUUUCCGAUGACGAGCCAAGUCACCUGUUGCCUGUGGGAGCAGGUCAAAGAGGUCUGGCAAACCCAAGCCCCUGUGCCUUAUAUUGGUUGUCACUAAUCCCGAGGGCAUUACACUGGUCCCGAAGGGUUUGCCAGGCUGCCAAGGUCACCUCUUUGGAAGUUUGCAAAGCCAAAGCUCUGGCAUUGAGCAUGUCUUCAAAGAUACUGAUGAAGGAAUGUGAUUCUACCUUGCCCUUUAAAAAAGAUGGAAGUAAAUUUGUGUGUCAGAUUAUGUCUACCAAAA